Messenger RNA from Plutella xylostella (diamondback moth), 4170 nucleotides. RefSeq names its product glycosylphosphatidylinositol-anchored protein quiver (gene qvr). Lineage: Eukaryota; Metazoa; Arthropoda; Insecta; Lepidoptera; Plutellidae. The record is from RefSeq and is a predicted model, not a curated record. Gene Ontology annotation, biological process: positive regulation of voltage-gated potassium channel activity; sleep; regulation of synaptic transmission, cholinergic.
AUGUAUGUACCUAUGUAAGAAACAAACGCACAAUAGGUGAUGCUUAUUUUUACCCUGUUAUAAAACUUAAUAAAGGUAUUGCUGGGUAGUUCCACCAGUUACUUAAUACAUAUUAUUUUCUAAAAUAAACUUUCUUAAACUAUCUUACACCUUAAAUGGGAAUUUUCAAUAGUGUUACUGGCAACCCAGCCAGUACAAUAUUAGAGCGCGGCGAAGCAGUCGCGUUUUUAAAAAGAAAAUGUGUUUAACACCGACACGAGCGCGCGAAAUCCUAUUAUAAAAUAGCCAUUCUAGUUAUUUUUAUACUUAUAAUAAUGAUUCACAUCGACUUAUAACAGUCGGCGGAGAGUGUCAUGUCUAGCGGACUCCCAACAAGACUGGCCGUGUUGAUGAGCAUGGCCGUUCGGUCGAGCUGAAGCCGCCGCCGCCGCCGCCGCCCGCACCAGCGUCCCCGCCGGCGCCUCUACUGACGCAAAAUGCGCUGGAUUUUCCCCGUACCAGUUCUUCUCAUGUCCUGGUUCGGAGUGGACCAAGUGAAGGCUAACUCAUGCAUCCGCACCGCAUUAUGGGCACUAAGUCUCAGCCCCCUUGUACAGGCGGAAUGCCAAACUCGCACCAUCUACUGCUACGAGUGUGACAGCUGGACGGACCCUCGCUGCAAGGAUCCCUUCAACUACACGGCGCUGCCUCGGGACCAGCCGCCUUUGCAGACCUGUAACGGCUGCUGCGUCAAGAUGGUCCGGUAUUCUAAGAGUCCGUACGAGGUGGUACGGAGAACCUGCACAUCGCAGCUACAAAUAAAUCUGUUCAUGGUGGACCACGUGUGUAUGAUGGAAAGUACUGGCACUGGCCACAUGUGUUUCUGUGAAGAGGACAUGUGCAAUUCGGCCACAACACUCGGCGCCACUCUGGCGUUAGCACUCGCCUUCCUGGCAUGCGCAUGUAGGUGAAGUAGCGAGCUAGUUGGCGGCGACCGGUGAUUCAGUCGAUCGAUUAUGAUUGUGACGUUCCAUCGAUAAUAAUAUCGAUUGUGAUUCGCGGCUUCCCAACACUACUUUUUUGGCAGAACAGUGCGAGCGGGUCGGUUUGCGCGCUGCUAUUGGCGGGAAUGGAACCAAUUUCGUAUUCUGUUGACCAAUCUCACUCAAUAGGUACUCAGUACUUUUUUGCUGAAAAAAUAUUAAAAUAUAAGAUAGAUUAUUUAUAUAACAGAUUGCAGUAACGACAUAAACCCCAUAUUGAAUAUAGCUAUUAGAAGUAUCGAAUCACUGAAUGACCGGGCGCCCACUAACCCUAUAGAAGAUUUGGUUUGGAUCGUACCUAAUUCCAUUUUUUCGUCCAAGUAGCUAGUAGAUCUAGUCUUCGGCAAUCGAUAUUCAUUUCGCUAAACGUGUGACGUAGAUAACUUAGAUAACUUGGCUCGUACAGGUUUCACAAUAACGCGUUUAGUGAAAUGAAACUUGACUGCAAAUUUUUUCAUCUAUGCAAUUUUCAUGUCCAGCGUUUUGCUCUAAAUACUAUUUAAGGUUAAGAAGUUGAUAAACAUUAGUAUUACCUAGUUAAAAUUAAACAAUGGAGUUUUCCAAUACAUAAACGUCGAUAAUAAAGAGUAAUUUACGAAAGGUUUAUUUUGGCUUGUAUCUAGUUUGCUGGCCAGUGAUGUCUGAUUGAAUUUUUACAAACGAUUAAUUUGAAACUGUGACAGUCGAGAAGUUAUGUCUCAUAAAUUGAUACUUCAAAAGAUUGAUCCAAAGUUGUAGACCAAUCGGAGAUGCUCACAGUUUGCACUUAAUUUUAGAUGUGCGGCACAUUAGAUAGAAAAAAGAUAGAUUUUGUGUGAAAAAUCGUACGGAACUAGCUCUUACUGCCGGGAGGAGAUAUAAGUAACAAAUUGUACUAUAGUUAUAUCUAUAAAAAGGUUGUGUUUCAUGUUUACGGUAGUUUUCGAUGAGUGGAUCAUUCGUAAAGUUUUAAAAUAAUUUCCGUGGAAAGAGAGUUUUAUUUUUUUAUUGUAGUCAGAGUGGGGUACCUAUAAUGAACAAUACAUUUGCAUUGUAUGUAUCAUACAUAUGUAGAUAAAAAUAUUUCGUGUUAAAUAAAGACCAUAUAAUCUGAAAUAUAACUCUAUCGAUGAAAUUUGCUUCAUGUCGUAAUAAAAUCCAACUCAUAUUUUAUUUUAUCUGCUACUAGGUUUUUUUAUCUUUAAUUGUGUGGUUUUGCUGUUUGGACAGUGUUUAUAGAAUAGUUUUUGACAGGGGAUAAUUUGCUAGGCAUUUGAGACAAAAUAUAUAUAUAAUUACAUGAACGGUAAGGUUCUCUUAGCAUAUAAUGCUUAGGCUAUAACUUAAACACCAAAUACUCUAAUCGUUAUCUGUAUAAAAUACGAUUAAUAUUAAGCGACUUUCGAUCUUAAAUUACGAUAGGUAAGAAAAGCUAUAGGAAGGACGCAGAUAAUAUGAUAUUAGUACAAAAUAGUAAAACCGUUUUGUUGUCAAUUAAGAUAUAAAAUGAAUGAUUUGGGGAAGUUGUUCAAAAAUGCAAUGAUUGGUAUUAUUUAUGUUGAAGCAAUCGUAGUUCCUUAUUCCAAGUUGUUGUUGGAUUAGUAACGCAAUAAUUAGCAAAAGAAAUAAAUAUUUUACAUAUUUAUACAUUGCGAAGUCAUAAUAAUCAUAUCACUUAGGUUUAGGGCGUUAGGAUAAAAAUAUACAUUUUUAAGAAUGCAAAGCAAAAUGUAUAAGUUUUUGUUGAUAUAUUGUAAAAAAUACAUAAUUUUGACAUGUCAUUAGUAGGUAAUUAGUUUUUUGUCAUAACACACAUAUUUUUGGUUACAUUGUGUAAUUUUAAUCUGAUAUUUUUUGUCCCCAAACAUUACUUAUCUAUCAAUAAUCUUAAUUGUAAAAACUAUGAAACAGAUUAAAAUAUAACAGUGUAUCGCGGGUAUACCUCAAUGAAACUGUACGAAGGAUACCCACUGCAUGUGGCCCAGCUCAUUACUAACAAUACGAUUUUAUUUUAAGGUAAUUCCACCAUGUUGUUAUAUUAUAGGUUUCUAUUAAAAGCAUGAGACACUGCACUGUAGCCAGGCUUGCUCACCCAGCCAUACUUUGACGAAUGUUUACAUCACGGAAUGCGAUGAUAUCCUUUUCUAAAGCGUUGUGGAACACAUUUAGUAUUUCUUUGUUUGAUAUUAAUCAAAUGAUAUAUUAUCUUAUGAUUACAUAAAAUAUGUAUAACUAUACUGUAUGUGUUCCACAAUGCAUUUAUGAUCAUUUUAUCUAAGGCAGCGUUUUUAUGGUUAUUGAGAAAUAUAACGAAUGUAUAAAUAACUAUUUAUUAUAGAGCUGUUAUUAAGACUAAGACCUAACAUUUUACCUUAAAAUCUCUUUAAUUUAAUAUAAAAGUAUAGUCUUUACGUAUUUUAAGAGACAAUGUAGUGCCAAAGUAUUUUUUCCGAAGCGAAAAAUCGUUGAAAAAAUAUUUUGCCACGUUUAUUAUAAUAUACUUCCUCUUUCACCUUUCUAAUUAUCGCAUAUCACGCAUACUUUAGAAUGAAUUAGCUGUUAUGAGGCAAAAAACAUAUUUGAUAGUCAAUUAGAUCUUUUAAAUUAAAAUAUCUUUGGGUGAAACGACACCUUUUUAUACACAUAAAGAACUGAGGAGGGCUGUCGUUUCGUCCAAGUCUGGUAAUGAUCUUGCACUUCCCGUAUUCUGAACUAACCAGCUGAUUGCUUUGCCAUACUAACAAGUUCCGAGAGUAGUCGACCUGCUGUUCCCCUCGACUGACAAGUCUCAACAUUAUGUGGCCCGAUUGUCAGAUUUUUCUCAUUUCACCCGAAGGUUCAAUGAUAUUGUAAAUCUAAAUUCGAUCACAUUUUUUAUAAUAUUGUAUUUUUUCAAUUGUUUAAGUGAAUCAAACUUACACAUUAGUGUAAUAUUUUUUUUACAUAAAUGAAAACUUAUUUGCCGUUACCCGUAAGAAUAUGUGAACUGGUGGUUUGGAGCCUUAAAUUACCGACAAUAAUAAUCAGAGCAGUAUUAGAAAUCAUCGAACAAAAAUGCUCAUUUUAUUCUCUCCAGCUUCAAACCUAAAGUGGAUAAAAAGCUUUGCGCGAAGUGUGUUUUGUCGAAAUAAAAAUCAAAAGUGCCAUAAUUGUAGGUCUUGUUAUACAA